UCAAACAAAUGCGAUUAUGAAUAUGAAUAUUUUAUUCAUGAUUCAACGAUAUAUCUUCCAUAACAAAUAGUUAAUGUUGUCUGUGAUACAUAUUUAUGAAUCGUUUGAAUCGCGCCGAAUACCAAUAUGAUUGACGGCUUCGAUUUUGGCAAGUAGCCUUCAUACUUCUACCGAUAAAAUAUUCCUAUUAGUCUCGUGACAUUGAGGUAACUUGAUAGUAUUAGAAUAGAAGUUACAAUAUAACAUUGCAUAGUUGGAUACGUAUUAAUUAAAAAAUAUCCGUUGUAGUGCGUGCUCGGGCCUGUUUAAUGUCGCAGGAAGCGGUGUCGAUUUUGGGGAAGGUUAAACCGGGAACUUUUACAGGUCAUUGUUCCUUUUUACGUCGAAACAUUCAUUUUGUAACGCAGAUAAAUUACUAUUGUUGGAUUAACUAUCUACUUUGUUUAAACGCAUCUGGUUUAACGCUUCAAACUUAAAUUUAAAUGGGCGCCAUACAUAUUUAAAAUUAAUUUACGUUUUAAACAGCUUAAAAUGGGUUAACGCUAACGAGAUAAUGACUGUUCUAUUCGAAUUUAAAAUGGAUUACAAAGAGGUGAAGAAACGGACUGUAUUUUAAUGGAUUUUGUUUGAAUGGAAGUUGAAUAGAAGUGACAAAGAUGGAUGAUAGUUCGCCGGAUCUGUCGCUCAAGCUGCGACGGGGGUCAAGUGACUCCAGGGAGUCCUUCUAUAUGGACUUUGCUCAGGGGAUCGACUCGGAUAUUGAGGAAGUGACAACUAUUGAGAGGAUAAUUCCGGAACACCCGGGCGGAAGGACUGAAGGCGAUUCAGACACACUCGCUACUCCAUCUGGGCUUGAAGACAAGGAUUUAUCGCAAUGCUGCUUCUCAAUACCCGCGAACAACAUGUCUGGCGGCUCCCACGUCUCAAGAGGGACAUUCGGAGACUCGGAGUUGUCUGGAAGCAGUGCCCCGCCUCUUCCUAGUCCGGCGUCUGCAAGUGCCGCCCUGGUGUCUCCAGAGACCCUCAGCAGACAUAGCAGUCCACCACCUAUACCAGCUCAUCCCUUAUGCCAGCCAGCACCAUCGUGUUCUUCUCAUCAUGUUCAUAUAGAAUCGCCUUUACGGUUACCAAGUCCACCAUCUCUCGGUACUUCAUUAUCGCUGCAGCCAGUGUUGUAUGGGCAAUCAGGUGGCGGGUCACCGAGACCACCGCUGCCACCCGCUCGGCGACCCUCUCGACCCGCUAACGCUAUACCUAAUAUGCAUAUAAUUAGCGCGAGUGAAGCCUUUGCUACGACCUUAUCUGCAUUAUAUGGGAAGUUACUGGUUGUGAUGGGCAUAGCUUUUCCAAUGGCUGAAGUCAUAUCUACAUACAUCCCACCAUCGUUUUAUGAGGGUUUCUACUUAUACCUGUACAUAGGUAGUAUGGUGUUCCUGUUAUAUAUGUACGCCGCGUUACUACGAGACCGCUCCCGCAACGCACCUGACACCGUUGUGACCAAGUCCGACACAAGCUCAUCUCAAUCAGAAUCAGAUUCCUGUUCAUCAAGAACAGAGCGCAGUACGGCGACCGCAGCCCACGUCCCGCCGCAGUACUUGGGCAAACGACUCUCUUUGGGGUUCGCGCUCACAUCGAGAACACACCACUAUGGCAGUUUUUAUUUGAGAAUGGGUGCAGUUGCUUUUGGCAUCGGAUCUAUGAUCUACUCGGGCCUAGAGUUUGGCCAGUACUGGGAACUGGAGAGAAACACGAAUUGUCACAACGUCCUCCUCGCGCUCACUCCUGCUACUAGAAUGGCCUUCAUCUUCAUUCAGAUGUAUUUCAUCUUUCUCAACAAUGAGAUGAAAGUAUACAAACACAAAAUAGCGGCAAGAUUUGGUUUAAUGCAUAUGGUGGGAACUAAUUUGAGCGUAUGGCUGAAUGUACUCGUGCAAGAGACUAAACACGAGAUACUAACGUUCUACGAUCCCGAAAACAAGACUAUUGGUUUAUCACAUAGACUAGCGUUCCAGAAGGCAUUUGCGUCUCUAGCAACAGAAGUCCCCCCAUCACAUCCUGCGGCGGCCCACCUCCGUGUUCCUCGCGGGCUUAAAGGCCCUCAUCACAUCUUCGAAUGUCGCCGGACGAACAUUAUGGGUUCUCUAGUCCAAGACGCUUCACCAUUCCUCUUUCCAUGUACUAUCGAAUACUCGCUGAUCUGCGCGGCCAUUUUAUACGUCAUGUGGAAAAAUAUAUCCAAAUACCCAUCGAAAGACGUGGCCGAAGCCAUCGCCAAGGCCCGGAUCUUAGAAGGAUUGGCGUACAAAAAGUCCCCACAUUUGUACAGCGUGGACUGUGCACGGGCGCACAAAGGUCUUUUCUUCGGAAUUUUCGUUUUAGUUUUAACUAUUAUAUCACUCAUUCUGUUCUUUGUUCUGGUAUCUAAGAAGGAUUACGCUACCCUAGCGGUGGUAGAAGUGAAUCUUUGCGAAUUGGGAUUGUAUGCGAUGACCACUAUAGCCAGUUUGGCGGGAAUGGUAUGCGUCAGAAAUCUCAAGUACGACGGCAAUCGAAACCUCGAAUUGGACAAUAUACUCCUCGUCGGGGCACAAACAGGUAUGUUCAUUUACGGUACAUUCACGAUUAUCGGUGGUCAUUUCACCAUCGAGAAGAACACAAUACUCAUAUUGGUGACGGCCCUGUCGUCCCUAGUGCAAACGACGUGCCAGACUAUGUUCAUCCUUGACGCCAGUCGCAGAUCGGCAAAAACUCCCGAACAGUUGCGGAAAAAACCGGGAAGGGAGAUAGUCACGUUCCUAUUGGUGACGAAUCUUGCUAUGUGGGCCAUAAAUACUCUAGAAAAGUCGAGGGCGGAAUCACAUCCGGUGCAACUGCAUUUCUACGGUCUAUGGGCUUGGACGAUAAUAACGCACGUAUCUAUGCCCCUCGCGAUCUUCUACAGAUUCCACUCGACGGUUUGUCUAUGCGAGAUUUGGAAGCGAGCGUAUAAAAUGAAGCCGGCCUACAUGUAGCACAUUGCAGUCGAUGGUCGCGUUGGUGAAAAGCGAAUACUUUAAAAGUACGAAUCGCAUAGAUUAGUGCCAUAUUCAACUCUUUGUAUUAAAUUUUAGCUAAGUUUCACUUCAUGUCUCCGAGUGCACUUAUAUUUGUUCCGAAGUUAUCGCUAUGUUAAGUUGUGCGUAGAUGUAUAAUGUGUUAUUUAUUUGGUAGCUUUAUUAGACGCUUUAAUAGGAACUCAUGUUGUUAGUCUCAGUUUGCAUUUAGAACGGGUUGAAUUUUAAUUUUAGCGUUUAGGAUUUUAUACAGGCUGCUUGAACGGGAAUUUCACUUUUAUAAUAUCAUCAUCAUUAUAUAAGUCAAGAUUAUUAUUAUUACCGGGGCUGUCCUAUAAAGGUCGCCUUUAAGCGCUUAAGUGUGUGGGCAACACACGAGCGCUUAAAAGCGACCUCUAACAUUUUAAAACGUAAAUAAAUAAUCUAUUAUUGCACUGCUGAUUAUUUAAAUUCCAUACGAAUAGUCACUCAUAACUUUCAUACAUAGAGAGUAUAGUUUUUAUCUUGAUUCGUGUAAUAAGCAAUAUAUUUAUAUUCUUAAGUAGUCUAAGCAGCCUGUUUAUUGUUAUAAUAUUAAGCGAUUAAACAUUUUCCUGUGUUCAUAUCUCAUGUUACACAUUAGAUCUAGAACAUUCCACGUCAGUCAUAAUCCACAUUUUUCACACUGAUUCAAAGGAAAUGUCUUCCAAUAGGUUAUAUUUUUAUAUAGGAACGUUGUCCGCUGUAUUUUUGCGAUACAGAAUGCGCCAUUUGAUACGUAAUAGAUGAAAACGUGGUUAACGGUUACUAUAAAGUUCAUCGAGUAGUCAAAAACUGUCGCGUCUAAAGCAUACUUAUUCGGUCAAAAUGGAACUUUGAUUUUUUUAUACGUAUACGUUGUAUGGAUUGAUAAUUGAAGACAUCACUUGAACAAUGAUUUAAAUAUAAAGACAGAUAAAAGUUUAAUAUUAGAAGAAUACGCGAUAGUUUUCGUACGUUCGAUAGAACUUUACUAACCCCAUAGAACUUGAGUGUCUAACCUCAGUUGAGGACAUAACACUAUCAUAUACACAACGAAUUAAACACUUUUAAUUUCACGAUAUGCGUUUCGCAAAGUAUGAGGAAUAAUUUUAAAUUAAAAUAUUUGUAUAAUUGUGGUAUUUUCAUAAUAAAUAAGUAAAGUAAAAACCGAAUUAAAAAAUAGCUUUUCAAGGGGUUAGACGCUCGAGAUAACGCCAUCUAUUACCAAAUUUUUACACCGUAAAUGGAAUUUGUUUAAAUUUAUUUAAUCCAAUGGGAACAAUAAAUAGACGACCUAAUUUUGUAACAACUUUGAUACACCAAUAUUUAUUAAGUUUUUAAUAUUUUGAAUUUGAGAACAUUUUAGCGGUAUUUGAAACUCUGUAGUGUAUUUUGGAUAAAAUUUUAAACAUAGCAAUAAAUAAUAUGGACCCAGUAGUUAGUAAAUGUAACACCAAAGUUGAUAUUGGUAAUUUUGGAGCUUAUUAUACCAAUAAAUAAUUUUACCGCUAGUAAUUCAUAUUUUUUGAUAGACGUAGACGUAAAGUCCAAAGUAUCAGACACCAAUCUUUUCUAAACGUUAGACCUAUAGUGACCUUAACAAAAAGUUCGGGAAAAAUAGUUUUUACUGUACAAAAUUUUAUUAUUGCUCAAAUCUAUGGUAAAUACCACUUUUCGUAUAAACGUUUUUCGCAAUAAGUAUUUCAUAGACCGCUUUUUAAAAACUGCUUUAAUAUGCUAACUUUAUUCAUACUCAAAUUGCUAAUGUUUGGUCCUUAUCACUCUCGUGAUUAAUACGAUUGAAUAAAAGAGACAAAACAAGGAACGAGGAUUCUGAAUAAGUUAGAUUUAUAUAAGUGUAUGUUUAAAUACUCUGAGAUUUAAUACUCAAUGUAAAAUGUAGUUUUUAAUAUAUUUAAAGUAACUAUUUAAUCGCUAUUCGUAUAGGCGUUUUAAAUUGUACUGUAGCCUUAAAAGAUAAUAAAUGAUCUUUUAUUGUUUUGUUUAUGUAUAAUUAUGUAUGCUGUUUCGUGUCAGUUUUGUAUUUAAAUGUUAAGUCAUAUUUGAUUUAUUUACACGUAUUCUAUAAUUACGAUACCAGUUGUAAUUGCAAUUAGUUGGUGUAGCGAACGGUAAUUUUAGCUUUACCAUAAGUUUGACAAGGUAACCCCCUAAAACCCCUAACGUACAAAGAUACGUUACAUGUAUGAAAGUUCUUACAAUCUCGCGUAGCCGACAGAGGGCGCUAUGACUUUUUUUAAAGGAAUAGUUGUUGACACAUUCGUAUUUUACAAUAGCAUUUAAUGCAUAGCCAAACUCAUAGUAGACCUUUAUACUAACUAUAGUUACGUAUAAUCGUAUUAACUAUAGGUUUUUGUAUGAAAACUCACACAUUCGAAUGGCAUUCGUGUGUUAAAUAAAGGUAUAAGUUUUCAGUUAUAUAACCUUUUAAUACAUUCAAUAACGAAAAGUUGCGUACCCGACCCAAGUGUUGCGCCACGACCGCUACCACCUCCUUCUAAUCAUUAGAAUGGGUAAAAUCUAGGGUAAUAAUCGUGUUGGUGGAAGGGAAAAAUUAUGACCUCGCAAAAUUAGGGAGUGGAAAAUAGUGUGACUGGUAAAGUUGUUGAAUCAGGCACAGAAAAAAACAUGCUUGACGAGACUGACGACCAACCUCCACGGUAAAGUUUAUAUUAGAAGAACUGUUAUGUCCAACAGAAAACAAGUAGUGGGACUUGUACUAAUUAUAACUGGUAUCUUAAAGAACCCCUUAUUAUAACGAAUGGCAGAAUGACACUGUACAUAAUUUGUGAAGCAUUUUCACAUUUUAAUUAAACCAUAUUUAUAAUACAAUUUUUGAAGAUAUUUACAAUAAUUUUGUUUGAAAUGAAGUAAUAGUGAUACUAGAAUAAUGUUUUGAAUUGUAUUUGUACACUAUUUAUUUGUUUAGCUGAUAAUGUGAAUAGAUAUUAAGUGUCUUUGAUGUUUAACGUUUAUAAAUUUUCAUAUAAUUAUUCUACGCAUUUGUGAAAUUUCUUGAAAAUAUUCUUAAAAUAUAUACAACUAUGCAAAAGAACGAUAAUAAAUCU
Molecule: messenger RNA, 6142 nt
Organism: Pieris brassicae (large cabbage white)
Lineage: Eukaryota; Metazoa; Arthropoda; Insecta; Lepidoptera; Pieridae
Product: proton channel OtopLc-like
Exons: 9
Coding region: 657-3011 (784 amino acids)
Biological process (GO): proton transmembrane transport
Cellular component (GO): membrane
Molecular function (GO): proton channel activity
Source: RefSeq, a predicted model, not a curated record